AUGGCACCAACAAAAGAAAUUAAUAUUCAAAUAAAACCGACCAACCAAGUUGUGGAAGUUGUCAAACAUUUAACUUACGACCCGCUUUACAAGCCAGAUGACGUAGUCUUAAUAACGGUUACUUCCAUGCCAAAGGCUAGAGUAGAAGUUGCAUCUAUUUCAAGUAUCAUUCAAUACUCUUGCGAUAUAGUCUUGUCUGGCCACGUGCAUGAUGUUGUUUUCGACUUUACACGCAUCAGAAUUCCGUUUACCUGGCCGAAAAAAACCAUCCGAGAUAUUCUUUACACCAAUCAUGAUGACCCGAUAGCAUUCGAAUUGGUCAGCAGAGAUUGUCGAUUAGCUGUGUUCAGGAAAAAUAAUCCUAAAAAGCGAGAUGAUUGGUAUGAGGAAAUAAAAAAUUGGCAAAAAAAGGAUUUACCAGAACGAUUCCAUCUUAUGUUGAAUGAAUUGGUUGAAAAUGUAUCCGCGCAUGCAAAAUUGGAAGAAGAAAGAUUUUGCUUUACAACAGGUUUAUUAGUCGCUAAUAAAAAGCUUUAUUAUUGCGUAGCAGACAGCGGUGUUGGCCUUCGAGGCUCCCUUCGCGAAGCUAUCGUUUCGGAAGCCAAAGAUGUGUCAGAACGCGCAUGCGCCUUGCAUUUAACACGUCCUCAAUUCACUUCCAAGGGCAUUGACAGAGGUCAUCAGGGUGUCGGUCUUUUUAUUACUAGUGAAUUGACACAGAAAAACGAAGGUUAUCUUGAAAUUCUUUCUGGUUGUCAAGAAUAUGAACAACGUGACACUACUGCAAUGCGCGUGCGAGGCAUUCCCGAAUGGAAAGGAACCAUGGUCCAUGGUGCAAUUAACCUUGACCGAGAAUUUGAUUAUCGUAAGGCCAUGAAAAAUUUCUCUGAUCCUUCUAAACUUAGCAACGAUCGAUUCCUUGUUAGCCAAAUUAACUUAAACGUUUACGGCCAACGCACCCUUCGCACUCGUGAACUUUGCGAGGAAAUAAUUCGAGAUCUUGAAUUGGCCGUUGAAAGAUCACCCAAAAUAAUUUUGGAUUUCACAGAUAUCGAUGAACUUAGUCAAGCUUUUCACGGUUUUCUACGCCAAUUUGUGAAGAAUUGA
This is a messenger RNA of Cetraspora pellucida, 1107 nucleotides long. Lineage: Eukaryota; Fungi; Glomeromycota; Glomeromycetes; Diversisporales; Gigasporaceae. The record is from the annotation of a GenBank genome assembly.